AUGCGAAAAAUUCACGAGAAAAACCCGACGACUACACCACGUCCUCUAAGGACCACCACCGAAUACGAAUACGAGCCACUUGUAUUCUAUCCAUGGACUGGAGGUGACUGUACUAAUUGCAUCGAAACAGAUAGCAUUUUUACGUUUGAUGUGGAAAUUGAGGUGGGAUUUUUAAAAUAUUCAAAACUAUUGAAUGAAGUUGCCACCUAUCUUGGAUUAUUUUUAAAUUUGCUGCAUUUGUUUGUUCUAACAAGAAAGGAGCUCAGGAACAACGCGGUGUUUUUCAUCAUGAUUGGAAUUUGUGUCUCUGAUAUUCUGGUUUUUGCAUCGAGUAUUUCUGAAGCAUUUGUGUAUGACUAUGCGUAUAUCGCAGAACAAAUCGGUACCUGCGCUAGUUUCAAGCAAUGGCUUUAUAUGGGAGUUGAAUGGUAUUCUGGAGGAGUUCAAAAAUUUGGGAGAAUGUGUUCCAUAGUACUUGCCUUGUCGAUGACUUUUAUCCGCACUGUCUCUGUUAUGUUCUCUAUGAGCGCGGUGGCAAAUCGAUUGACGAAACUUUCCACAGCAAUUUUUGUAGUGUUUAUUUUUAAUCUUAUUUUGGGAAUUUGGUACGCAGAGUUUUAUCUUCGGGCAAAACCCCAUAAAGAUGUUGUGUCAUUUUGCUAUUUUAUUGGACUCGAAGAUGAAAAAGUGGCACAACACGAACUCACAGAAGGUUUCAGUAUAUUAGUGCUCACCGUUAUCUACACUUUUCUUACUGUAAUUCUUCUGGUAGCGCUCAAGAUUGCAAAGAAACGGUGGAAGAGAUUGGGAUCUGAAAAAAGUUUUGGAAGUUAUAAAUAUCUACUAAUUCUUUUCCCAACAGUUGGUAUAUUCUUUGCAACGAUAGAGCUGAUUCUUUAUCCGAAUGUGUAUUCUCACAAUGCUGGUUAUGUCUUCUACAGUACCAGUCGCCCAUUUGGUAUGAGUCAAGACGCUGUAACUUUCUGUUUGUGCUUUUACACUGGAGUCUACGCAUCCACCAUCUCCAUGCUAUCGGUUCAAUUUUUAUAUCGAUACUGGGCGAUUUUUGACUCUCAUAUGCUUCAAAAAUUCAAUCUCGACAUUUCUGAGGUUUCGGGUGUAGCCGUUGUUGCCUACGACGCUACCGGUUCUAUCCGAUGGUUUAAUAUCUCGUCGACAACUAACAUGACAUGUAUCAUGGCUAUCCAGUAUACUUUUUUUUUUACAAUUUACCUUCCACUUCUGGAUAUAGAGUGUGAUCUACGAACUGGAAUUACGCUCUGCGCCGUCGCACUGUAUCCAGCUAUGGAUGCUAUCAUUGUUAUGUAUAUCGUCUCAGACUAUAAAAAAGCUGCAAAAAAACUCACCAUUCAGUUUUUGGAUAAAUGUCAAAAGUUAUUGGGUAUGCUGAAAACAGAACCAAGUACAAAUCAGAGAGCAUCGACGAAUUUGAAUUACCCAAAUAUUGUGAACUAA
Molecule: messenger RNA, 1476 nt
Organism: Caenorhabditis remanei
Lineage: Eukaryota; Metazoa; Nematoda; Chromadorea; Rhabditida; Rhabditidae
Exons: 7
Coding region: 1-1476 (491 amino acids)
Cellular component (GO): membrane
Molecular function (GO): G protein-coupled peptide receptor activity
Source: RefSeq, a predicted model, not a curated record